AUGACAGUAUUGAAGGGUAAAGGCUCGAAGAGCCACAAAAAACACGGCCAUUCCACCUCGCGCAUUCCUAUUGCAGAUGAAGAUCAAGGCUCAUCCAUUGAACUGCAAAACGUCAACAAUUGCCAAGCUGACGAAGAAAUCAAAUCAUCUUUCAAAUCUUUAUUCACAUUCACGAUGAAGAAGCACACAUUCAACAUAGUCAUAUGUAUUAUUUUCGCAAUUGUGAGCGGUGUUUUGAAACCGAUAUCAGCAAUCUUCUAUGGAAACAUCUUUAGUGCUCUUACCCAAUUUGGAAGCGGUAACAUCACAGCACAAGAGACCUUACAUCGAGUCUCGAAAUGGUGCAUAGCUAUAUCCGUACUUGGCGGCGCGGUAUGGUUAUUUGAGGGACUAUUUCUGUGCUCGUGGAUGAUAUUUGGAGAACUUCAAGCGAGAAGCGUCCGCGAGAAAAUGUUUGCUGGCAUGUUGGAGAAGGACUUGGAGUGGUUUGAUUUACGUAAAGAUGGUAUCGGAUCGUUAUUGAUUCGAAUUGAAACUCAAAUUCGAGAGCUUCAAUUAUCUACAUCUCAACCUCUUGGAUUUCUUUUGUUCGAGACAGCAAGCGCCACUGCAGCGCUUGGGACCGCCUUCUAUUACUCAUGGAAUCUAACGCUGGUAAUUAUAGCGACAUUUCCUAUCGCUGGUGGAAUACUCUAUCGCAUCUCUAGGAAGAUGGGCCCUGCCAUCGAAGCACAGAAAAGAGAACUGUCGCAAGCAUCGAAAUUCACCAACACUGCCAUCACAGCUAUCGAUACUGUCAAAUCAUUCAAUGGGCAAGACCAGGAAGUAUGGCAAUAUUUUCUGGCAAUCAAAAGAUCUACCGUUUAUUACCUGAUUCAAGCCAGGUCAAAUGCAAUUCAGUUUGGAAUUACGAAGUUUGUCAUGAUAGUAAUUUUUGUUCAAGGCUUUGGGUAUGGUAUUACUUUAGUCGACGAUGGGCUUGAUGCUGGAAAGGUUCUUACGACUUUCUAUUCUUGUCUGACCGGGAUGAUGGCUAUAGAAGUUGUUUUACCGCAAUGGCUUGUCCUGGCAAAAGGAAUGUCUGCGGGUGCCACUCUCAAGUCCAUCAUGAACCAAGUGUAUAGAGGAGGGACUGCAAAACAAACAGAAGAAUUAAAAGCACCGAGAGUUUGUAGUGGUGAUAUCGAAGUCAACGAUGUUACUUUUGCAUAUCCUUCGAAUCGACAACAAAAUGCCCUUACCCAAACGACUUUCUUCUUCCCCGCAGGAGAAACUACGUUUGUGGUUGGCAAAAGUGGUUCCGGCAAAAGUACAUUGGGAAACUUGUUACUCAAAUUCUAUGAGCCUGAUGAUGGCAGUAUCUCCAUAGAUGGCCAUCGUAUACAGGAUCUCGACACUGAUUGGCUGAGGCAAAAUAUCACGCUUGUUCUACAGCAAAGUGUCGUCUUCAACGAAACAGUUAGAAAGAACAUAGAAUUCGGCAAGGAAGGAGCAACUAACGAAGUCAAUAUCAUGAAUGCCUGUUCCGCAGCCAGUUUAGAGCAAGUAAUUGCUGAUCUUCCUGAUGGUAUUGAUACUAUGAUCGGUUCGAAAGGGAGACAACUGAGUGGUGGGCAAAGACAGCGUGUCGCAUUGGCUAGAGCCAGACUGCGCGAUGCACCAAUCUUAAUUCUGGACGAAGGAACAAGCGCUCUUGAUCUCACAAACAGACUCAAGAUCAUGGAUAAUAUUCGAGAAUGGCGGAAAGGGAAAACGACAAUCAUUGUGACUCAUGACAUCUCACAAAUUUCAGACGAUGACUAUGUUUACGUUAUGGAAGAAAGUAGGGUUGUCCAGGAAGGAUACCGAAGAAAACUCUCUGCUAAAGCCAAUGGUACCUUUGCAACCUUUUCGCUUCUUCCUGAACCGCCUUUGGAACAACCCAUAGACUUUUCUGACAUGAGGAGGAAUUCGGACCCUGGAACACCAGUAACUGGGGGUUUUGAAGAAUUUGUUCAAGAAUUGACACCUCAUUUGUCCACCAUGUCUACACUAUACGGUCCAAAUGCGGGAAAUCAUCGCUCUUUGGAUAUGUCAAAUAGGCGAUUGUCUCUCGGAUAUGCUUCGAUAUCCUAUAUCAAUGACUUGCGCUCAAAAGAUACUUGGGGAUCAAGAGUGGAUAGACCGCGUUCAAGAUUUGAUGAAUUUCAGAGACCUACCUCCAGGUUUCAAAAUUUCGAAGUGCCGGGUAAUACGUCGCCUAUAUAUUCUGCGGCCCCGCCAAGAUAUCAAGAGUCGAGGUUCGACUCCAUCUUAGAACAUUCCACGGGGAAAGAGAAAUUCAAAAGGCAAUCCUCAAUUCAACGACCUAUUAGCUUAGCAUCAUGCAAGACGAAUCGGGACUCUCAAAUCACCACAAUAGAUUCUCUACUGGAAUGUUCCGACGACUCCGCAGAAAAUACCGACGAGCCUAAACCAAACGGAGAAACGAAACAUAUCAAACCUGAUUCUUUGACCAAGAUAUUAAAGACUGUUUGGCCAAUGCUAAAUAAAAGGGAACGUGUAACCCUCUUGGGCGGAUUUAUCGCGGCAUUCAUUGUGGCGGCAUCGACACCAGUAUUCGCGAUCCUAUACACCAACCUUCUCAACACAUUUUACCAAACGGAGAAUCGGAGCUUAAACGCUCUAAAGUGGUCACUUUCUUUGGUCGGUGUUGCAAUAACUGAUGGUGUGGCACGCUUUUGCUCGCAUUAUGCCCUAGAGUGUGCCGGACAAGCCUGGGUGAGUGCUCUACGAGUAGAAGCAUUGAAGAAGAUUCUUGCUCAGCCAAAAUCCUGGUUCGAAGAGCCCAGAAAUACUCCAGGUCGGCUAAACGAAAUUUUGGACAGGAAUUCCGAGGAAAUGCGCAACCUCGUCGGCCGCUUUGCUGGCAUCGUUUUUACGGCACUUUUUAUGCUAUUGAUUUCAAUUAUAUGGGCGUUCGUGAAUACUUGGAAACUUACAUUAGUCUCUAUGGCUUGUGGACCUGUUAUAUUCGCUGUCACCAAAACCUUCAAUCGAGUGAGUGGAAAAUGGGAAAACAAGUGCAACUACGCAUCGGAAAUGACCACCGGAAUAUUCUCGGAAACUUUCUCCAAUAUUAAAGUCGUACGGGCAUUUACUUUGGAAACAUAUUUCCAAUCCAAACAAACUAAAUCUACCGAAGAGCUAUAUAAAGUUGGACUGAUACGAGCGAAUUAUUCGGGAUUGCUUUGGGGAUUGACAGACGCAAUGUCCUUCUUCAUCACUGCCACCAUCUUCUACUACGCCACUGUCCUCAUCACCAAAAGGGAGAUUAGUAUUGCCACUGCACUCCAGACGGUUAAUCUUUUACUCUUCGGUAUUUCUAACAGUACCAACAUGCUGGCCAUGAUACCACAAAUCAAUUCUUCUCGUGUUACAGCUACACAGAUGCUCGAAUUGGCUAAUCUCGAUUCAUCUUCUUCUCAUGAAAAUAAAGGAACAGAACGACUUUCAACCAUCUUUCCAAUCAAAUUUAACCGCCUCUCAUUUACAUAUCCCGCUUGUCCCGAAACACAAACUUUAUCAUCUAUUUCUCUGUCCAUCGGCCCCAAUUCAACAACCGCACUUGUCGGACCAUCUGGCUCUGGAAAAUCCACAAUAGCUGCUAUGCUAAUUGGUCUCUAUCCACCUGAUGCUUCAUUACCCCCGCCAUUAACAUUCAACCGUAUUCCAGUCACGAAUUGUCACAUCCCAUCUCUCCGAGCCUUCAUCUCUCUCGUUCCACAAACACCAAUUCUUUUUCCAGCCACUAUUCUUCACAAUAUCAUCUAUGGUCUCCCAGAAUCUUCCUCAUGUGCUAAUAUUUCAUCAGCUAUUGCAGCUGCAAAAGACGCUGGGAUCAAUGAAUUUAUUAUCUCGCUUCCUCAAAGUUAUAACACGAUAGUAGGGGAUGGAGGACAGGAACUAUCAGGUGGGCAAGCGCAGAGGAUUGUAAUAGCGAGGGCGCUGGUUAGAAAACCAAAGUUGUUGAUUUUGGAUGAAGCCACUAGUGGGCUGGAUGGUGGUAGUGCAGAGGUGAUAAGAGAGGCGGUGCAGAGAUUAAAGAAGAGAGAAGGAAUGACUACGGUGGUUGUUAGUCAUACGGUUGGGAUGAUGAAGAUAGCUAAACGUAUUGUGGUUAUGGAGGAUGGAAAGAUUGUUGAAAGUGGUGGUUUUGAGGAGUUGAAGAAUAAGGUCGGUGGGAAGUUCGGGGCGUUGGUUGGUGAUGAAUCAGGGAACAAUGUUAUGGUUGAAGAAGAUAAUGAUAUCGGGGAGGGUAGCAGUAGCGUUCCUGGUGAUGCUAAUGUGGGGAGCGGACUUGGUAUCAGUAUCCCUGGAUAUGAGGAUGUGGAGAUUCAGAGAGAAAGGGAUGUACCGGUUAGAAGUGGAAGAAGGAGAGAUACGUGGCUGCGGCGACAAAAGCCUUGA
Molecule: messenger RNA, 4449 nt
Organism: Sclerotinia sclerotiorum 1980 UF-70
Lineage: Eukaryota; Fungi; Ascomycota; Leotiomycetes; Helotiales; Sclerotiniaceae
Exons: 3
Coding region: 1-4449 (1482 amino acids)
Biological process (GO): transmembrane transport
Cellular component (GO): membrane
Molecular function (GO): ABC-type oligopeptide transporter activity; ATP binding; ATP hydrolysis activity
Source: RefSeq, a predicted model, not a curated record